Molecule: messenger RNA, 837 nt
Organism: Miscanthus lutarioriparius
Lineage: Eukaryota; Viridiplantae; Streptophyta; Magnoliopsida; Poales; Poaceae
Source: the annotation of a GenBank genome assembly
AUGGUCCACAACCGUAUCAUCAUGGGACGCUGUUAUCUUUGUGACCAGGCAACAUGUACAACAGUUUGCUCUAGUCAUUGCAGUUCACAGAGUCACAGGGUGCAGGCUGCAGGCCAGUACAUGACGACGGGGCCUUGGCGCCGUGGCGGCCGCGCCACGACCACGACGAGCCUCGCGCUCCUCCUGCUGCUCGCGAGCGUCGCCGUCUGCUCCAUCCCGGCGGUGCUCGCCCAGGCCACGACAUCCACCAGCACCGUCGCCGGCAGGGACUUCACCACCUUCUCCUUCCCCGGGUUCUACGACAAGACCCCCGCCGACCUGACGCUCUCGACCAACGCCAGCGUCAACCAGAAAGCGCUGCAGAUCACCCCCGACACGGGCAACAGCGCCACGAGCUUCCUAGUCAACCAUAGUAGCUCCGGCAACUACAUGGUCUGGAUCGACUACAACGGCACCACGCGGCAUGUGUGGGUGUACAUGUCCGCGGACAAUACCAAGCCGGACACCGCUGUGCUCAACGCGUCGCUGGACCUCUCCAAGUACCUCCUCAACAACAAGGGCUAUUUCGGCUUCUCGGCGUCCACCGGCGUGGACUACCAGCUCAACUGCGUGCUCAUGUGGAACAUGACGGUGGAAGUGCUCCACGGCGAAAGCGUCCCCAAGAAGCUGUCCGGCUGGAAGCUCGGGCUGGCCAUCGGCGUGCCGUGCGCCGCCGCGCUGGCGCUCGGGCUGCUCGCGGGCCUCUACUUGAUGAAGAAGAAGCGGAAGAAGCAGAUAGUUCACAAAAUAUCUGAUUUAAUAUUCCACCAAGCACUUCACUGCAAACGCCAAUCCUAA